Molecule: messenger RNA, 1621 nt
Organism: Haplochromis burtoni (Burton's mouthbrooder)
Lineage: Eukaryota; Metazoa; Chordata; Actinopteri; Cichliformes; Cichlidae
Gene: cpo
Product: carboxypeptidase O
Exons: 9
Coding region: 51-1130 (359 amino acids)
Biological process (GO): proteolysis
Molecular function (GO): metallocarboxypeptidase activity; zinc ion binding
Source: RefSeq, a predicted model, not a curated record
UCAGUAAAGCAGACCAGUACAGACAAGGACUUUACUUUCACAAAGAGACAAUGCUUGACUGUGUGGGAAUGAGUUUUGUGUUGCUGCUCUCAGCAGUGGGAGCAGCAACAGUGGAGAGAGCCCAGUAUGACUACUAUAAAUACCACCCCAUGUCAGAGAUCACUAGCUGGAUGGAACAGAUGGUAAAGGAUCACCCUGAUGUUGUAACCGUGGUGAAAUAUGGAAAGACCUAUGAAAGCAGGGAUAUUAGCUUGCUCAAGAUUGGCCUGAAUACUGGAAAGGAAAAGAAAGCUAUCUGGAUGGACUGUGGAAUACAUGCCAGAGAAUGGAUCGCUCCAGCCUUCUGCCAGUACUUUGUUAGAGAGAUUCUGCAGACAUACAAAACAGAUGCCAAAAUGGAAGAGAUGAUGAAGAACGUGGACUUCUACGUCACUCCAGUGCUCAAUAUAGACGGCUACAUCUACACGUGGGAAAAUAAGACAACUCGACUGUGGAGGAAGAACAGGUCACCAGGUCCUGAGGACUGCAGCUGCUAUGGCACCGAUCUCAACCGCAACUUUGAUGCCAACUGGGGAACCGUUGGGGUAUCAUUUGACUGUUGCUCAAACACCUACCCUGGAACCAAACCAACAUCUGAGCCUGAGGCCAAGGCUGUAACUGACUUUGUAGGAAGCCGAAAGGACAUCUUCCUGUGUUUCCUCACCAUCCACUCCUACGGCCAGCUGAUCCUGGUUCCCUAUGGACACCCCAACUACACUGCCCCCAAUUAUAAUGAGCUGAUGAUGGUCGGAAAGGGUGCAGCAGAAGCAAUUUGGAAGGUUCACGGGAUGAACUACACUGUAGGAGCCUCGCCUGAUGUACUAUACGCCAACUCUGGUUCAUCCAGAGACUGGGCUCGAAUGCAGGGGAUCCCCUUAACCUUCACCUUUGAGCUCAGAGAUAACGGGACGUACAGCUUCGAGCUUCCUGAAGACCAGAUCCAGCCUACCUGUGAGGAGGCCUACAGCGGGGCUCUGCACAUCAUCACCUAUGCCCACGACAAGACCUUUAGCGGUGCUGUAGCCAACGCUGCUGUGACCCUUUGGUCCAUACUGUUAGCAGCGGGUGUCACUGGAGCCACCCUCAUGUGAGGUGGAGAGCUGUUUGAUUUCAGCCAUCCUGCUGUAUAAGGCACUCAUAUUUAGUUCUUCACCUCAAAGUCAGAUUUAGAAACAGGAUAAGCUUUAAAGGUUCAGUAUUUGCUGGAAAGAAAAAGAACAGUUAAUGUAGAAUUCUUGUGCUCAAAUUUUCUUUUAUAAUAAAUAGAAUAGUACUUACAGAGCAUCUCCUCAGCAAAUGUCCUUUUUCACAAGGUUUAAAGAAAGUGAUUCUCCCCAAUAAUAUUAGGACAUAAACAUUGUUUAAAAUGCACUUUUUUCUUGCAUUGUUUGUUUGUCAAGGCUAACAAACUGAGAAACUUGAAUGCCUUAAAUAAAAAUACUGGCAGUGGCGAGUGCAACCGCUCAGCGUCCAGUAGCUGCACCUCUGGUAUGAAUUUCAAAAUCCUGCCUUGCCUUUUUCUCAAGUUAUUGCAUUCACAAGAUUUUCACAAAACUUCACUCUGACCUUGAGGUCAGGGUCA